Molecule: messenger RNA, 5773 nt
Organism: Cherax quadricarinatus
Lineage: Eukaryota; Metazoa; Arthropoda; Malacostraca; Decapoda; Parastacidae
Product: heme-binding protein 1
Source: RefSeq, a predicted model, not a curated record
ACACACACACACACACACACACACACACACACCUUUCCCAUACAUAUUGUGUUAGGAGUGCUUAGAAGCAAAUGGUUUUUGGGACUUGACAAGCUGUUGGAGGAGCAAGAUAAUAUUUUGUAAAGAGAUUCAGGAAAACUGGUUAGCUUGACAUAAGUUCUGGAGGUGGAAAGUACAGUGCCUGUGCUCUGAAGGAGGGGUGGGGAAUUUUGCAAUUUGGAGGAGCAUCUGAAUUGUUGUAUUGGUGUGCCUCUGGUAAGACUGUGAUGGAGUGAACAAUUUUUUUUUUUUUUUUUUUUUUUUUUUUUGUCACCUUACCUCGGUAGGAGAUGCCCAGUGUAUUGAAAUAAAUAAAUAUACAAGUGGAUCCUCGAAUUUAGUAGUGCCUUUUCUGUAUGCAAAACUUUUUUAUUUAUAAAAUGUAUGUUUUGUUAAUAUUUCCCAUAGGAAAUAAUGUAAAUCCAAUUAAAGCAUUCCAGACUCCCAAAAAUAAUAACAGACAAUACAUUUUAUAGAUAAAAAUAGUUUUGCAUACAGAAAAGGCACUACUAAAUUCGUGGGUCCACUGUAUAUUUUUAAACAUGCUGUCUACCACUGAGGCAGGGUGGCCUGGAAAAAAAAACUUGCCAUCAUUCACACUACCACUGUCUUGCCAGAGACUUGCAGAUAGGACAGUUUAAAUGUCCCCCUAAACAGCACAUAUCCCAAACCCCUCCUUGAGAGAGCAGGUACUGUACUUCCCACCCACAGGACUCAGUCUGGGUAACCGGUUUCCCUGAAUCCCAUCACAAAACAUUACCCUGCUCACACUCAUUAUAAAAUGCUUGAUUCUGAAAGGCUUCAUAGCAUGUAUUAAUUUUUAAUAUGCUAAUGUAAUGGUUCUUCCAGAACAAAAUAUGUAAUUACCUGUACUUGGUAGUUUUAUAUGGAAUAUGUGAUGUUAAUAUAGUUCUUUUAAUUUAUUGGAGUAUUAAAGUUAUAAUUGUUAAAAGACAGAUGUGGUUUCUCUUGUCAUCAAUAUUUUACAAAACACUAGUUCAGUUUUUGAGAGAGAGAGUUCUACUAUUCAGGUGAUGCAUAUCACUGUUUCUGAAUCCAAAAUACUUAAUGCUGAUAAUAAUCAAGAAAAGACUCCAUGCUGAACCUACUUUUAUUAGGAUGUUUUGUACUCUGACUUGAAGCUGUACUCAGAGAGGAGUGUUGCACUAACUAAAGCUUCUACUCCAAUGGUUAUCUUUUCUUUGCUAUUUCUGAAAUUGCUGUUUGUGAGUUUAUUUGAUUAUUAAUUCAACAAACUGGCUGUAUCCCACCAAGGGAUACAUGUAUACAUUCAUGCACAUAUACUUGUAUACACACACACACACACACACACACCUAUAGUAUCAGUAUGGUCUGUGUCUAAGUCUGUCUACUUACUCAAUUCCUGUAGACUAUUUCUUUUUAAAUUUUUAGUCCAGGAUAUACUUGUUCAAAUCUGCUGGCAAGUAGUAUUCGUAGGAUGCUCCUUAUGGCUUGUGCAGAUCUGGUCAUUUUAUGUUGAAGCCUCGGUGGAAGUGAACUCUAUACAGGUCUUUCAAAAACAUAUUCACAUGACUGGGCUGAUUCACAUUAGAGCUAGAGAUUGUCUCCCACAAAGUCAAAUAGCUAAUUACUUCAAAUCAGAAAAUUUUCAUCCCAUUGAAAGUAGGAUUAAGCUUGCAGACUUGAGCUGUUAUGCCCAUGGAUAUAGAAGAGUUUACCUCAAUCCUUUAUCCUUGUAGCCUAGUUGUCCCUGUCCUAAGGCUUGUGCCUUGUGUAGGAAGAGCUGUGACUGCACUGUAGUGUAAGAUUUUGCACUUUUCAUCUGCUUUUAUACAUGCUGACACUGACUAUUUUGUUCAGCUUUUUAUGUCAUACAUAUUAAAUUUUACUUUUUAAUUCAGAAGCAGCUCCUUUUGCUUUUAUGACCUUGAACUUACAAAUUAUUAUAUAUAUAUAUAUUUUUUUUUGUGCAAGUCAAAAUCUUAAAUCAAAGUAGUAAAUAUACUGAGCAUUACUGUGUUAUGCUGCAGGGACAACAAUUUGAAAGUAUAGGAUCAAUUUUGAAUAGUAUUAAGCAGAAUUUUGUUGUAUUAUUUCUUGUUUGUAACAUAAUGAUAUUCAGGGGCCCCGACACAAACCUUCCUUGCUGGUAAAGAUAAUGUUUCAUUAAGUAAAAAUAGGCCUACAGUAUUUUUAAAUCAAAGAUAAUUAUUUAUACUUCAUGUUUGGUUUUAAAUAUUUUAUCAGCUUUUCAUGACAAUACACAAAGUCACAAAAGGCACAAAAAAUUACAGCCAGGAAUUCAGUAGCAAUAAUGAAUAAAGGAAAAUACAAAUUUUUGUUCUUUCUUAAAAAAUGUGUUCUACCAAUUACAUGUUCUUCUUUUCUUUCAUACAGCAGUAGACCAAACAAGCCCUGUUUGUACUGUUUGAUGCCAGUUAUUACUUACAAUUAUUACUUAUUGCUAAUGAUAGAUAAUAUGGUUUAUUCACUUUGCUUUGUUAGUAACCUUAAUUAACAUGCAAGAGUAACUCUGAUAAGGUUUGUUUGAUAAAUUUCUUUAAAAAUUCAGAAUAAUAGUUAUUUGCUUGUAAAUAUGAAUAUCAAUUAAGCAGGGUCAGUGAGUAAAUCCAUAAUUUUUAUUUUCCUAAUGGAAACAGAGAUAAUUUGUCUUAUAUUUUUCCAGAAUGUUUGUAAAGUAUAAAUGGUGUAUCAUGAUUGCCAAAUUUUUGUACCAAGGGCCUGUGAUUGCGUAUUGUUAAAAUGGAAUAGUUCGUGGACUUGACCUACCUAUAACAUGGACUUAAACUACCUAUAAUUUAAGAGUAAGGUAUGAGUAGUAAUCUUCAGAAACAUCCAGAGGACAUAGUGCAUCUAUAUUUUUUUCACUGCUGUAUUUUAAAUGAAGGAGUUACAGUAUAAUGUGUAAAUUGAACCACAUGUUAAUAACUUACAAGAUGUAUUUAUUUCUCUAUCAUGUCUUAGAAGCUGUGUUGUUGUGAAAGUAGAAUAAAAUAUAAGUACUGAAGGACAUUUUUGUACACCUUACACCACAACUCUUUACUGAAGUUGUAACACUAGUUAGUUACUGUUGUAACACUAGUUAGUUACUAAUGUAAUGCUAGUUAGUUACUAAUGUAAUGCUAGUUACUGAUGUAAUACUAGUUACUGAUGUUCUAACACUAGUUACUGAAGAACUUGUUUGGUAAGUUUACUGUGCAUCAUAAGUUUUAUGAGUUUAACCAUAAACCAGUAGGGGUUGUUGAACACCUGGGGAAUGGGAGGCAAUCAGGUUUGAUACAAAGAAAGGAGGAGAGGUUUAAUUCCUUGUAUGUAUGUAUACGGAGCAAAAUAGGAUAACUUGGAGGAUGUAUAAAUCUCUAGUGGAGGGAAGGUAGGGUAGGGGUCAUCCUAAGAAAGAAUGGAGGGAUGGGGUAGAAGAGGUUUUGUGUGCAAGGGGCUUGGACACCCAGCAGGCAUGUGUGAGCUUGUUAGUGAAUGGAGACAAAUGGUUUUUGAGACCUGACAAGCUGUUUUGAGUAAGGUAACAUUUUACGAGGGGAUUCAGGGAACUGGUUAGCCAGACUUGAGUCCUGGAGGUGGAAAGUACAAAGCCUGCACCUUAAAGAAGGGGCUUGGGAUAUUUACUGUUUGGGAUGAUAUCUGAACUGUCAUAUCCAGGCAUCUCUGCAAAGACAGUGAUAUUUUGUGAAUGAGGGUAAAAGUGUUACUUUUUUGGGUUGCCCUGCCUUGGUGGGAGACGACCAAUGUAUUGGAAAAGAAAAAACAUUUCAACAUGCUGAUCGUCUCCUACUGAGGCAAGGUGACCCAAAAAGAAAAAAAAGUUUUUCUUUUUCAAUUUAGUAAUUUAUACAGGAGAAGGGGUUACUAGCCCUAUGCCUCCAGCAUAUUAGUUGCCUCUUACAACACACAUGGCUUACAGAGGAAGAAAUCUUUUCCACUUUCCCAUGGAGAUAAGGAAGAACAAGAACUAUUAAGAAAAUAGAAGAAAACCCGAUGGGUGUGUAAAUGUAAAUGUGUGAACAUGAAUGUGCAGUGUGACAUAAGUGUAAGUAGAAGUAGCAAGGUAUACCUGUUAUAUCAUGUGUUUGAGACAAUAAAGAUGCCAACAAUCCUACUAUGUAAAACAAUUACAGGUUUGUUUUACACUUACUUGGCAAGACGAUAUUACCUCCCUGGGUAGUUGCUGUCUACCAGCCUACUACCUAGGAUUUUCCCUGAAUCCCUUCACAAAAUAUUACCCUACUCAUACUUCAACAGCUUGUCAAGUCCCAAAAACCAUUUGCCCCCAUUCCUAUCUAACACAUUCACACAUGCCUGCUGUAUGUCCAACCCCCUUGCACACAAAACCUCUUUUACCCCCCUCCUUCCAUCCUUUCCCAGGAUGACCUCUGCCCCUCCUUCCCUCCAAUACAGAUUUAUACACCCUACAAGUCUUCCUAUUUUGCUCCAUCCUUUCUAAAUGACAAAACCACCUCAACAUAUAAUACAUAUAUGUAAGUCUACUAGGAUAAAAAAAACUGGCAUUUGGCCAUUUUCAGUUUCAGUUGAGAAGGUGCUUCUUUGGGGCAUGUGGGUGACUACCCUUUGUGCCUUGUAAAUCUCUGUACCUAGGUAUUAUCUUUCCACCCUAUGAAAAUAGAGGUCACCUUCACCACUGUUACACUUCCUUCUCAUGAGCGAGACAAUCCACAUUGCUCAUGGGAUUCAAGAUUUAAUGUCGGCUCUUGGCUUCUCUCUACCUAGGUAAAGAGAGUCGUAACAACUAUCACCUGUCAGGUUCUUCCUUGCAGCCAGAGUGAAGAGCCACAACACCAGGGAUGUGCCCAGGCACUUUCUACCACUAUCACUUCAUGUUCCUCUGGACCUCAUCUUGGACUUCAUGAUCAUGUGCUCAUAAUUUUACUACCAAUAAGGCACUAGUUUGACAUGAAUAUUUUACUGAGAAAUCAGCAUGCUAAUUUAAGGAAGGUAGCGAACAUCCGGCAUAUAUAUAGCACUGGAGGGACAAUACAGGCAUUAUUCUACCAUAGUCUGAUCCUGUCCUCGCCUGGACUAGAAUCCAACAAGUGUUCAAGAAAGUUUAAAGCGAAGAUGAAGAGUGCUGCUACCUGUGUAGGCCUACUGUUGCUGAUGAAGUUGACUACAUCACUGUAUAAAGUGGAACCUAAGGAGACUGUACCUUACCAAAUGAUCAAAGUUUUUGAGGGUUAUGAAGAGAGGAUGUAUCAACCUGCCAAGUGGGUCUGCUCUAACACCACUGAGCAAACUUAUAGUGACAAGAGCCAGAGGAAAUUGUUCUUCAACCUUUUCCAUUACAUUACUGGUGCCAAUACUCAAGGUAUGGACAUUCCCAUGACAGCCCCCAUCACCAUACUCCGGCAGGUGCUGCCUGAAGGCAAUAAGAGUAACCAAAUGUGCUUCUACCUGCCACAGGCCUAUCAGCAGGCACCCUCAGUGCCGACAGAAGAAAAUGUCUACAUUGAGAAUCGUCCUGCCAUUACUGUCCUCACAAGGACCUUUGGAGGCUUUGCUAUGCUGGAGAGUGUGUGGGAAAAUGAAGCCAAGGAUCUGCAAGAGAAGCUUCAGGCUGCUGGUGAAACCAACAUAGACUUCUCUCUCUUCUACAGGUAACCCUGCAAAAUAUUUACCUAAUUGCAGAACACUCCAGGGUAAUUUUACUCUGGGGUGUGAUAAAGUAUUGGUAUCAGUGGGUAUUGAUUAAUUCUGA